GAUAAACAAUUCAAGUCCGCAAAAUACACGUUUCGCGUUAGCUGAAAGUUUUACAGUAUUUAUUUAUUUGUUCCUUUUUUAUAAAAACUCAGUAGCGACUGAACUGAAGCUGACACCAGACAAAAUAUGGAUGAUUUUCAAGGCUCUGAGGAGACCUCAUUUGUGGUUGAAGAAGUCAGCAAUAUCAUCAAAGACUCAAUAGAAGGUUCAAUAGGUGGAAAUGCAUACCAGCAUAAUAAAGUAAAUCAAUGGACAUCAAGUGUUGUAGAGCAAUGUCUGAAUCAAUUGACGAAACUGGGAAAACCUUUUAAAUAUAUUGUAACUUGUGUUAUCAUGCAAAAAAAUGGUGCUGGCCUUCAUACUGCAAGCUCUUGUUACUGGGAUAAUUCUUCAGAUGGAAGCUGUACGGUGCGAUGGGAAAAUAAAACAAUGUACUGUAUCGUUAGCGUGUUUGGUUUGGCUAUAUAAAUGUAGUAGUGGAGAACAUUUUGAUUAUUGUUGUACAGUUGUUAUGUAUAUUUAUUAAGUUAACAUUACCGUAAGCACAAUAUUGAUGUCUUGUCUGCUUCUGCUUUGUUGCAAAAAGUUAGACAUGUAUUCAGCUUGUAAUCCAGCGGUCAGUAAAUCGUUAUUGUCUAAUUAGAAUAUACCUUGAUUUGCUGUCUGCAUGAAUGCUGUCAAAUUAAUUAUAGGAAUUGUUUUAAAGUCUCUGACAAGAUAAAAUCAUUUUUUCUUUGGGCCCUAUUUUAUGUCCUGCAAAAUAUCCUUAAUGAAAUUUGAAAGAUUUUAAUCUAAUGACUACUGCUUCAAAUUUUUAGAUUGCACCCUUUGGAUGACAAGGCACUUUAGAAAUUAAACUUUUCAUGUCCCCAUUAAACAAAUUAAUGUUGUUGUUGCAUCACUAAUAAGGCAAAGAUAUGUAGCUAUCUUCUCGCUUCGGAAAAAUAAAUAAACAACUUGUUCUGGUUAAUACGAACAAAAUUUAGUUUGAAAAGAAAGUCAUGUGUUGGAUUUUAUAACAGGAUGAGUUCAUUUUUAUUAAAUGCUAGGGAAAAAUAGUCCUAAUGCGUUUCAUUGAUUAAGGUUUUGAAGCUUAAAAACAUAGUUUGGAAGUUACUAUUUCUUUAUUGUUAUAUUAGACAAUUACUUGGUAUCACCAAAUCACUUCCUUCUCGCUAUUGGUUCUAUAUUUUUGAAUGUAGUAAUUAUCAAUUUAUAUAUACAUGUAUACAUAUUUGCACUUAUGUAAAGCAAACUUUAGUUUUUAUAAACUCUUAGUUAAAAUUCUUUAAAAUGCUGUUCAAUUAUUUUAUUGUGAAAGCGUUUUUUUCCAGAAGAAUCUCAAAUGUU
Messenger RNA from Hydractinia symbiolongicarpus, 1350 nucleotides. RefSeq names its product dynein light chain Tctex-type 1. Gene Ontology annotation, cellular component: cytoplasmic dynein complex; cytoplasm. The record is from RefSeq and is a predicted model, not a curated record. Gene Ontology annotation, molecular function: dynein intermediate chain binding. Bases 127 to 468 code for a protein of 113 amino acids. The transcript has 5 exons. NCBI's taxonomy places the organism in Eukaryota, Metazoa, Cnidaria, Hydrozoa, Anthoathecata, Hydractiniidae. Gene Ontology annotation, biological process: microtubule-based movement.